Messenger RNA from Stylonychia lemnae, 4746 nucleotides. Lineage: Eukaryota; Ciliophora; Spirotrichea; Sporadotrichida; Oxytrichidae. The record is from the annotation of a GenBank genome assembly.
AUGAGGGAAGUUGAAAAAUUCAAAAUAGAGGAUAGAGCAGAAAGUAACAAGAUUUAUCACUUUUGCUUUAAACUGGUUAAGAGCUCCUAUUUUACUCAAUUCAUUUCAAUACUUAUAGUGCUCAAUACUAUAGAUCUCGCAUUAGAUAGAUAUCCAAUUGAUGAAGAGUAAUCUUUGAUAUUAGACGAGAUAAACAUGGCAUUUUCAAUGGUAUUUAUGAUAGAGAUGAUUAUAAAACUUUUAGCUUUUGGAUUCAAAGCAUAUUUUAGAGAUCCAUUUAAUGUAUUUGAUUGUGUUGUAGUUAUUUCAAGUCUUAUUGAUUUGUUUGUAUCUUUCUUGGUGGAUUCUAGUAGCGGAGGAGCAAUCACAGCUCUCAGAGGUUUUAGACUCAUUAGAAUUUUUAAACUUGCAAAAGCUUGGAAGAAGUUUUAAAAUUUAUUGAAGACUAUAGGAAGAACAUUUAAAGAUAUUAGCACAUUUUCAAUCCUACUUUUCCUUUUUAUGUUCAUCUAUUCUCUCCUUGGGAUGGAGAUCUUUGCAUAUAAAGUAAAAGUAUUACCAGAUCAAAUCACUCUUGAUGAUGCCCAUGGUUCAUCUCCAUUAGCUAAUUUCGAUGAUUUUAUCUCUUCAUUUACCACUGUCUUUAUUAUUCUUACAAAUGAUGGAUGGAGUGCAAUUUAUUAUAAUUACUACAGAGCUACUGGACCGGCAGUUUCAACAAUAUUUUUCAUUUCCUUAAUAAUUAUUGGGUAAAAGGUACUACUGAAUUUAUUCCUUGCUAUUUUACUUGAAAACUUUGAUGAAUAAAGCCUUGAUUAAGAAAUUAAAGAGUAAUAUCGAAAAUAGAAAAGUAAAAAUCUAAAAACUAAGAAAAAAUGCAAGAAACUAAGAAAAUUCUUCAAGUGCAAAUCCUGCAAAAAGAAAAAUAUAAGUAAUAGGUAAAAAAAGUAAAAUGAAAAAGAAUUGAAAUUCUAAAAUAUUCUUGAAGUAGAUUUUAAUGAGAAAUUUGAUUCCAAGUAAAAUGAAAAUGAGAGUAAAGAAUCUUGUAAAAGAUUAAUGAAAGCAGAAGAAAAGCAAGAGGGGGAGAAUUAAAAUUAAUCAAAUUCUCUUAAGGCUAAAUAAAGAAAAACUUAAGCAAAAAGUUCAAAUUAAGACUAAGAGGUAAAGAUUGAGGGGAAAUCUUUGUCUCUUUUCUAAGAGCAGAAUCUAUUCCGAAAGUUUUGCUUUAGAGUAGUUACAAAUGAAAAAUUUGAUUAUUUCAUUAUUUUCUUCAUAUUGGUCUCAGGUGUACAAUUGGCUAUUGAAAACCCUUUGAAUGAUCCAAAGAGUAAAUACAUCGAUAUAUUAUAUUGGCUUGAUUUCGCUACAACGAUUGUAUUUUGUGCUGAAGCUGCUAUGAAAAUUAUUGCUUUUGGAUUCUAUUUUAAUAAAGAACGAAGUUAUUUAAGAAAUACAUGGAACAAACUGGAUUUUGCCAUAAUUAUUUUUUCAGUAAUUUCACUAACACCUCUUUCUAGUGAUUUUAAGAUAUUCAAAAUGUUUAGAGUAGUUAGAGGCCUCAGGUUAGUUAGUAAAAACGAGGGAUUAUAAUUAGCAGUAAAAGCACUUAUUCAAGCAAUACCUUAGAUAGCAAAUGUGACUAUUAUUAUGCUUUUGUUUUUCUUAAUCUUUGGUAUUAUUGGUAUUAGCUAUUUUAAAGGAAAGUUUUAUUAUUGCUAGCAUGAUUUUAUCUCAGAUUUUUAAGUCAAUUAGAUCUAAAAUAAAUGGGAUUGUAUUAAUUUUGGAGCUAAUUGGAUUAAUAAACCAUAUUCUUUUGAUAAUAUAUUUCAGGCGAUGAAAACCUUAUUUUAAAUGGCCACUACUUCGGGAUGGUCAGAUGUUAUGUUCGUUAGUAUAAGCACCAGUGAUGUUGACUAUACCCCAAUAUUAAAUAAUAACUUGUUUUGGAUUUUAUUCUUCAUUGCUUUUAUCAUUGUAGGAUCAUUUUUUCUACUCAACUUAUUCGUUGGUGUUGUUAUAAGUACAUUCAAUAGAGAGAAAGAUAAGAUUGGUGGUAAUAAUCUACUGACAGAUAGAUAAAAGAACUGGAUUGACACUAAGUUGAUUGCUCUUAGAGCUAAACCCAAAAAAUUAGUUAUUUAACCUACAAAUCUAUUUAGAAAAUACUGCUUUAAGCUUCAAAAAUAAUAAUGGUUCGAAUAUUUUAUCCUAGCUUGCAUUAUUUUAAACACUUUUGUUCUCACUUUGAAAUGGUAUUAUCAACCCGAUAAGCUUUCAUUCGCUUCUGAGACACUUAAUUAUAUCUUUACACUGAUAUUUACAAUGGAAGCUGUUAUAAAAUUGAUUGCACUUGGUAAAGCUUACUUUCAUGAGAACUGGAAUAUAUUUGACUUUAUUAUUGUCCUUGGAAGCUCACUCAGUGUGUUCUUAUCAAUAAAUUCUAACUUUUAAUUAGGUGGAGCUACCACUAUUAUCAGAGCUUUCAGAAUAACUAGAAUUUUUAGACUUGUCAAAAGGGCGAAAGAACUAAGACUAGUAUUUAAUACAUUUAUAUUCACUCUACCUGCCCUAGCUAAUGUAGGUGGACUGCUAUUGCUCUUAUUAUAUCUCUAUUCAAUUAUUGGAGUAUACUUAUUUGCAGAAGUCAAAAGAAGCGGAAUAUUGACUGAUAAUUUAAAUUUUGAAACGUUUCUGAGCUCAUUUAUUACAUUAUUUUCAAUAGCUACAGGGGAUUCAUGGGAUUAAAUCGUAAGUGCUACACUAAAAUAACAAAGUAUCGAUUUUCAUUGUAUUGACUCCCCUACAUAUUAAGACUACGUUGAUAAUAGCUAUAUGACAGUUGGUUGCGGGGAUUCUUCUUUUGCCGGACUAUUAUUUUACUACAGCUAUAUAAUUUUCGUGAAUCUAAUUUUCUUAAAUCUCUUCAUAGCUAUUAUUUUGCAAGGUUUCGAUGAUACCUAAAGUAAAGAGAGUAGGAUGUUUAAUUAGGAGACUUUAGAUAAAUUCAGAGAUGUAUGGUCGUAGUAUGAUCCAGAAGCUACUACUUUCAUACCAAUUAAAUAGAUAAAAGAUUUUUUAUUUGAUAUUGGAAAACCUUUAGGCUGGGACGAAGGACUUAUAGAAAAGACAGGAAGUCAGGACUAAUUUAUUGCAAAUCUUGAUUUACCUAUCUAUAACAACUUCUCUGAUUAUAUGUUCUUCGAUGUGCUUUAAGCACUUGCUUUACGAUUAGUAGUUUAAGAAUAGAUCAGCUUGGAAAAAGAACGCAAGAAAAAGGAAAAUUAGCAAAAAGACUCAAUCUUAGAUGAAAGUUACGAGCCUGAAGAUGAGCUUGGAGAUGAAGUGAAAAAAGAGUAGGAAAUUAAAAAAGAGAUUGAAAAAGACAUUAAUAAACUUGAGUUCUAAGAAUCAGCUUAGAAGAUAUAGGCUGUAAAAGAAGUAGUAAAGGACCAGAAAAAGGCUAUAACAAACCAGAAAAAUCUUUAGAAAGAUAGUCACUUCACAUCACUACAUCAAGCAGCCGCAUAAGUGGCAAUACAGCAUAUGAGAUAUAUUGUAGCAAAGAGAAAGCUAAUUAAGCAUCUAAAUUAACUAAAUAAAGUAGAUAUAAAUGAUGAGAGCGAAUCCUAGGAAGUAAAUAAUAAAGACAUUAGAGAGAAUAAAGGAAUAUUUCAAGAUUAAAGGAUGGUUAACAUUAGUCUUGGAGAGUAAUCAUAGGAUAAAAGAACUCCUGUAGCAGGCAGAAGUCCCUAGCAGAGAGGCUUUCAAGAUGAUAUAAGAGUUGAACAGCUAGCAUCAUUUGCAAAGGGUAGCGAUUCUAAUUAGCAUAGAGCGGCCUCACUCAAGUCUAAAAAGAGCGAUGGAUAAAAUUAGAUAAUCCAAAAAAUAUAUCAAAAUGUGAAUAUAAACACUCAGAUAAUCACAAAAGAUAAUAAGGAAAUAGAAAAUAUAAAUCUGAAGAUAGAGAACUUUGAUGACUUUCAGAUAUUUAGCAGAGUUAGCAGUGAUGAAAUAAUCAUUGAUGAUAGGAAAAUGAAUUAACUUAUAGAAUCAGAGUUGAGAGAAAUGAAUUCGUAUAGAUCCAGACUGGUUAGUUCUUCACUCAGUUAAAAUGAGGAUUUCAUGCAUCUCACUCCUGCAAGGGCAUCUAAGUCUUCCUUUUAAAAGAUAAAUAAAAAGAAACAAAGCAAGAGAAAUAGUUUGAUAGUGAAUGUAAGUAGAACUUAAAUUGAAGAGGAAAAAAAAGAGGAGGAGGACUUACCUACUCAAGGUAAAAGAAAAAAGAAUUCUAAAACAAAAAAUAAGGAGUCUAAGUAAAGAAUGAAAAAAUUCUAAAAUGACUCAAUGAGACUAGGUGGUUCAAUGGGAGGCACAGGUGAAUACGAGUUUGGAAUUGAGAGCGGGGAGGAUGCUAAUCUCGAGGAAAGUAUGAUGCCCUAGAACAACCGAAGCAUUCAAGAAAUAAUCGUAACUGAUUCACAUUCCUCUAAUAAGAGUCAGAUUUACAUUAAUGACGCAGCUGAGUUGCAAAAGACGUAGACCCUUUCUCGGUCUAAAUCUCAUAGUUAGGUAGAUACACAUCUGUAAACAAUUAACCCCACGAGUCCCGAGUAGAGAUCACACCUUUUAGUAAAUGUCCACGGUGCUCAUAUUGUUAAUGGCAACGUGCUAGCUUCAAAUGUAGAAAAGUUAAACUAAAAUAAAAUCUUUGGCUUCAAAGACCAUCUUAAGCAUUAAAAAUAAUGA